CAUGAACAGUCCGCUGUUCGAUGCGCAUCGCGACAAACAGGGUGAAAACUGUCGGAAAACAGGGACUGCCGCGAUUGUCGGCGGCGCGACGUCGCCACCCCUGGAGAGCGAUAAUUUACGACUCCGACAUUGAGAGUCCGGCGCGUAUCGGGGUGGCGAGUUCGGUGCUCGGGAAAGUGCUCGGGUCUCAAUUCUCUCCGAUGUUCUCCAAUCUGACAAUUCCAUGACCACGUAGUCCAGCGCGAAAAACCGUCGCUGAUCGCGAUCGCGACGAGCGUUCCUCCCCCGUGGAGAGAACGAUUGGUGGUGUCGGCCAGGAUCAAGGAUUGGUGUUGAGUCGGCUGAUCGUCAUGUGCAGCAACGAGAGUCCGCCGCCGGCAAAGGAGCCGCUGGCCGUUGGUCUGGGUAACCCGAUGGCUGGGUUUCUACCGGGUCUGGAACAUUAUCGGCUGCACCUGUACCAUUACGCGAUGGCGGAACGGUUGCGGCUGGCGCAGCAGAUGCAGCAUCCCGGCGUGGCUCAUCCGCCCUCGGGGGCACCGACGGCUCAUCUGGGCAUGGGCCCGGGAUUCCCGGCGCCGCUGCCGCUGUACCCUGCGGCCGCCGCGGCGGCCGGCUAUCCUGGCCGACUGGCGCUAUCCAUGGCGCUGUUACAUCCGCAUCACCAACGGAUACCCGAGGAACCUAAACCCCAACAUAGUUACAUCGGCUUGAUCGCCAUGGCGAUACUGUCGUCGCCGGAGAAGAAGCUCGUACUGUCCGACAUUUAUCAGCACAUUCUGGAGCAUUAUCCGUACUUCCGCACCCGCGGGCCUGGCUGGCGCAAUUCCAUCCGACACAAUCUCUCGCUGAACGACUGCUUCGUCAAGUCCGGCAGGAGCGCCAACGGCAAGGGUCACUACUGGGCUAUCCAUCCGGCGAACCUGGAGGACUUCCGGCGCGGCGAUUUCCGUCGGCGCAAAGCCCAGCGAAAGGUGCGUCGACACAUGGGCCUGGCGGUGGACGAGGAACCGGAUAGUCCUAGUCCGCCGCCCUUACCCGCCACCCCGCCGCCCCCGACGGCGCUCGGUCCUUCGGUGACUUCGCAACCGAUAUCUGCGAUAUGGGCGCCGCAUCAUCACCAUCAACAACAGCAGCAGCAACAGCAACAGAAUCCCUUCCAGAGCCAAUCCCUUCGACAAUCGUCCUUCCAGCCGAGGAAGCGACAGUUCGACGUGGCGUCUCUCUUGGCGCCGGACGACCAGCAGCAUCAGAUCGAGGCGGACGUUCUAGGACCGACCAAGUCGCGCAGGUUCAGCUGCAGCGAGGACGAGCUGCACGAUCUGCCGGAGGCCGAUCAGGACGACGAGGAUGUCGAUGUCGACGUGGUCGCCGACGCGAACGCCUUACCGUCGCCGAGCACGCCGCCGUCGGUCAGUCCGGAUAUGCCCAAGGUCGUGUCUCCGGCCGCUCAUUGGAACCAUCAAAGUGUACAAAGCGGCGGUCAACAGCAGCAGCAGCAGCAACAACAACAGCAACAGCAGCAACUAUCGGCUGUACACCUUCACAAUCACCUGCAUGUCAGGAAUUACUACAUCCCGGCUAACUCCGCCGGUGGGUCCAGCGUCUAAUGAAGGGCUCGGAAGAAGUCGGUCGGUUCGCGCGACAGGUAGCUGCUCAUGUCUGUCGAGUGUGUCCACGAUUCUCUCUCUCUUUUUUUACUCCGUGAUGGCUUCGAAAACUUCUUGGAUGUUUUGAUUCGUCACGACAUAUCCUACUUGUAUCGCGUUGUUUUCUAAAAACAAAAUUAUUUGGCAGAGACGAUUUUCUUUUAACAAAAAUCUCAUUAAACCUAUCGGAUGAACAAAUAUCGCGAGAUUUUUUUAAUGAGCUAGAAACAAGAUAAGUCUCAGAGGAAAAUGCGAUAAGUGAUAACAUAUUUUCAAGUUAAUUCUAACUAAGCUUUAAUAGAAUUAUAAUUAAAACUUAGUUUCAAAGAUAUGCAAUAUUGAAAAUUGAAGAGUCGGUUUCCUCAGCUUUAAAUUAAAUAAGAGUUUAUUGCAAAAUAAUGCGGUAAAAGUGAGAUACUCUGUACGCGAAGGUCUGAGAAUGAUAGAGACUUAAACAAUAAUGAUUGAAUUGUAGAAGAAAAGCCAUUUAAACAGUUGUAAUGGAAAACUGUAUGUUACACUUUGUAUUAUUUUUAUAUUAUUAUAUAUGUUGUUGUAUGUAUAUAUUUAUGUAAUUAUAUUUAUAUACCAUUUAUAUAUAUAUUAAUUAUCGAAGUCGCGCGCGUGUUACAAGUGUGUGUUUAGGUCUGUAUCAUUCUCAGCGCUCUCCAUGUUUUCAGACACAUCAAAACUAGGAAAAACGUCUGAAAGAUAUUCGUUAGACGUUUAUUAUUUUUUGGAGAUUUAUAUUGUCCGAGUAUGAAUGUGGCACGCGUAAAUCAUGCGCGUAAGGUGACCUCCGAAACGGACAAGGCGGAAAAUUACUGGGUGUUGUGUGUUAAGCACUAUCACGCAAAAAACAGAUCAAUCCAUUGUCGAUUAUAUUUCUAUUAACGUCACAUGGGGGUCACAUUCUCGCGUGUUGUUCGUGCUGUGCGUCUUGAUUGUUUUACGUUAUUAGUGUAAGCUCUGCGCGACGACGUAAGUCCUGAUUUAAUUUGUCGUUUUGUCGGAUCUUCGAACGAGAAGAAACGGAGUAAAAAGUGAGGGGAGAAUCGUGUCUUUGCUCAAAAUAAUAACCAAAUUUCAAAUUAAUGAAAUUGAUGUUGGACUCCCACGUCCGGCGCUUGAAUCAAAAUAUCCAGACAAUAUAAAUGUUCAAGAAGGUCACGAAAGUCUUGCGAAGGUGUCUCAGGAAUGUUUUAAUUUUUCAGACGUGCUUUAAAUUGCGAAUUGUGGUCGUUCAAAUACGAAGCUCAAACAAUCUUAUUUUCCUCCUGAUAAACGGAAAUUCUCGUGCGAUAGAGGCUACCUUCUUGUCGACGGACAACCGACCUUUUCUAUCGAGCAUGAAAAAUAAUUUGAGUUCGGCAAUUCGAACGAAGCAAGCUCUGGCUAUGCUCGGAGAACUUAUACGUGUAUUAUAUAGAUAGAUGUCUAAGAAAAGAAUUAUGUACAGACUGGAGUUCGACGGUGGAAUCUAUAAAGCAUACGAGAGGAUCAGCGAUCAUCGUACGAUCGCGAAUCAUCGUUCCAACGUGAUUCGUUUAUCUUAAAAAUGACACGCAAACCGUAUCUCGUAAAUAAUACUUAAAGGUAAUACGCUUAUCUAAUCUAAAGUAUCUAUUUAUAAUAUAUCUAUUGCAGCACCUUUAUAUACUACAGUAGAAAAUCAGUUUGUAAAUGGAAAAGUCAGAAACGGAUCUGUUCAACGCCCGAAAGACGUCUCCCGAAAUAUAAUUUGUCCCAUUUUUUUCGCGACGAACGGCUCACGUUAACGCUGAGAGAUUCUACCGGCGAAUUUAGGAUUUUUUGUAAAUACGAGAAUAUACGGCCCGGUUGCCGGAUGAGGCAGCACGAGAAACUGAUGUACGCGGGGCAUUACGUCAGACUGAUUGCGAUCUCCGCUUGUUUAUAGUGUAAUAUAAAAGUCGUUUUAGGAUCUAACAUAGCGCAUCCUCAUUGUAUAAUCCACGUUGGUAGAGACGAAGUUGGUGAAACGAAGAUAUAUAUAUAUACAUAUAUUCUGUACAAACCCGAGUACCCCUCCCCCUCUCCGGUCCACUCUCCCCCCUGUAUGUAUAUGUAUAUGUAUCGAUGUAUACGUACCUGUGCGUAUAGAAUUCAGAUACGCGGAUCUAUGUGCGAUCGACAAUUAACGAUCGCGUUACCGAUGUCGCGCACCGACGAGAAACGCAAGACCAUUUUUUCACAGUUACCUCGUAAGCAUACGCCCCGCCACCCGGCGGCCUCUCUCUCUGUUACUGUCUCAAUGCAACUGAACUUUAAUAAAGUUUCUGUUCCCACGAA
Molecule: messenger RNA, 3959 nt
Organism: Temnothorax curvispinosus
Lineage: Eukaryota; Metazoa; Arthropoda; Insecta; Hymenoptera; Formicidae
Gene: fd102C
Product: fork head domain-containing protein FD4
Exons: 1
Coding region: 351-1610 (419 amino acids)
Biological process (GO): regulation of transcription by RNA polymerase II; anatomical structure morphogenesis; cell differentiation
Molecular function (GO): RNA polymerase II cis-regulatory region sequence-specific DNA binding; DNA-binding transcription factor activity, RNA polymerase II-specific
Source: RefSeq, a predicted model, not a curated record